This is a messenger RNA of Triticum aestivum (bread wheat), 3108 nucleotides long. RefSeq lists its product as uncharacterized. NCBI's taxonomy places the organism in Eukaryota, Viridiplantae, Streptophyta, Magnoliopsida, Poales, Poaceae. Gene Ontology annotation, biological process: proteolysis. The transcript is spliced from 6 exons. Gene Ontology annotation, molecular function: cysteine-type peptidase activity. Bases 73 to 2826 code for a protein of 917 amino acids. The record is from RefSeq and is a predicted model, not a curated record.
AAGGAAGACGAUGAUGAUGAAGAAAGCGAAGACAAUGACAACGACAAUGACAAAGACACGGGGGACGAUGAUAUGCAGGGUGAUGAGGAAGACCAGGAUGACAACAAUUCUGGUGGCAACAGUGGCAAUGGCGGAAACAAUGGAGGGAACGAGGAUUCUGCAGGUGAGGAAACAGAGACUGAUGACGAGCAAUCCACACUUCAAUAUUUACUCGAAGAGAAAAAGGAUAUGAAGCCAAAGGGGCUUGACGAGGCAGUUAGCAUCUCUGUGAGAGAUGUUGUUAUGAUGGACGAGGAAAGUUACUGCAAAAUGCCACGCAUCCGCAUGUUUGAAGUGAAAGAAAUGUUGGAUCUCGACGAGCAGCCUAUUGCAGUGCUAGCGAGCAAAAUGUUCCAAGAGCUAUUGAGAAAAGAAGAAAUGGAACUGGGGAUGGCAUUCAAUCUUGAGGAUGUCUGCCCCAAGUGGAUUCGCAAGAAAAUCAUGAGGGAGAUAGGGGCUCCACAUGAACCCAAGGAAGUUGGUGUACCACCACUUCCAACACCAAAGAAGAAAAAGAGUGUGAGUUUCGUAUCAGAGCCAACGGUGUUGACAGAGACAGUGGAGGAACUGCGAGCUAUGCGUGCCCAAAAUGUUCAAGAACUGCAAGGUGGAAAGGAAACAAAGUCAGCCAUGAAGAAAUCUGGGCCUUUUCAGUUGCAACAUCAGGCAUUACAUCAUGCAAAAGAGGCAAGUUCUAGCACUCACAAGAACCAGCUUGAAACCAAUACAGCAUCAAGCUCAACAGCACGACAUGCAGAUCUCACCAGUGGCAAAGAUACAAAUGUUGCAGUUUCACCAGGGACUGUUUCAAAACAAGAACCAAGUGCCUCACAAAUUCUAGCAAGUCAUCCUAGGGAGGAAGCAAGUUCAUCUGAUUUUCAGGCAAGUAUUGCACAUGCAUCAAUUCAACCCACAGCAGGAGGAGCAACUCAAAUGAAACAGGAUGCAUCAUUGCAAGUAAGCAGAGCAGUCCCUAGUACAAACCGUAGUGGGAGGCAACCACUAAGCAGUCUAAAUGGUCAAGCACAAAAUCUUGUUCUAGGGAAUGGGAUGCAAUCAGCCAAUGACAUCCAGAGGGGCAAAUUGUUUCAUUACAAAGCAUCACAACAGGCUGUACCAUUAUAUGCAGGUCAGGAGAACAUACCUCCAGUGUCAAUCACAGGGGUUGGAGGGAUGGAAGAUGUCAUCGGCGGCAACAUUAAACCAAGUUCGGAAGCAAAGUUGCUAAAAGUUCAGGGCAAGUUGCCUGCUUUUAUUCCUACAGUUGCCCAAUCACCUCCCCAUCCGCAGCUGAAGGAUAUCAAAUUUAGUUAUGCUAACAAGGCGGUCAGUCCACUGGAAAUAAAUGUGCUAGAUGUCAGUGAGCUCUUGGCAAGGUGCGUUCCCCCAUCUACCAACGAUCUGCAAAGCAAGUCAGCAAUUCAUAUUCCAGCAGAGAUGGAUGGACAACAGUUUCAGCAUAGCAGAAGUGAAAGCUCAAAUGUCUUUGUUAGUGAAUACUGCCCAGCUCCAAGUUUUGAUAUUUUCAAAUACGAUUUUCCUACAGCACAUGUAGAUGAUGGAGCAGAUCGAGAUGCCAGAGAAAAUGCAUUGGCUGACCAUGAGUCAUCGCAGUGCCAAGUAACCAAGGAGCCAGUCAUUGAAAUUAUUGAAGAUGAAAAAGUUGGUAAUCUCGAAGGCAUAGAUGAAGGGUAUGCACAUGCAGAAGAACAGGCUAUGAAGUGUGAGCAUGAGUCCCUGCAGUAUCAAGUACCCAAGGAGCCACUCAUUGAAAUAAUUGAUGACGAUCAUGUUGUGGAUCUUGAAGGCAUAGUUGGGAACAUUUACCAGACACCUGAAAAAGUUACCCACAACCAAGUAGUAGUGGGAUCAGGCAGUAAUAUUUAUAGCAGCAGCAGCUCAGGAAAGAUGGUCCCACAACAAUUUGAGAGAAGGAUUAUCAAGCCACCUCCUUGCAAGAGGUCACCAUUCUUGGACUAUAAUGAGAGGAAAGUGUACAUAUGCAAACCUGAAGUAAGCAGGCUGUAUGCAUCGGUUAUUCUGCACGGGAGAUUGAAUGAAGAAGAAUCACCAGAUGUAGAUACUAGCCCGAAGGUAAUUGACUACAAUGGAUAUGAUGUGUCGGUGAGGGAGCUUGCAAACUCUAUGAAAAAAGAAGGAUAUGUCUUGACACAUGUAAUGGAAAUUGGCAUACUGUCCAUAAUGAUGAAUUUGCCUGCAGACUCCAAGAAGGUUGUCAUGCCCCUGAGGUUCUCGACAAGGAUGCUGCAGAUGACUUUCCUCUCCAAUGAUAUCAACAGCCAAGAGAUUAUUUCCCGAUUCAAGAAAUCAAAUCACCUGGACCGGAAAGACAUGAUAAUGUUUAUUGUGUUAGAGAAUAUCGACAAGUCAAAGAAGGUUUCAGGCAACCAUUAUUGGGUCUUCAACGUGAAUAUAAGGGAUCGAAGGUUCGAGGUGCUUGAUUCAUGGAGGACACUUCAGGACAAGACUCUAGAUGUCUGCGCAAGGACUAUGGUUGCUAGUUUUCGGGCUCUGUGGGAAGAGCACUAUCCGAAGUCUCACAUCUCAUUAGAUGACUUCACACUAAGAAACAUUGAUGUGCCAAAACAAACUAACAAAUAUGACUGCGGCAUUUUUGCUCUCUCAAUUGCAAAUGGGUGGGAAGGAAGGAACGUUCCAAGAUUUACAGCAGAGGAUGUUCAAAAUAUCAGGAAGCAGUUGACAAACACGUGGGUUAACACCAAGCGCAACAAGGCUCCAUGGGAAGCUGUAUUGAAGUUAGCUUAGGCAACUCAUACAUAUGCAUGGUUUUCAAGGAUCUCAAGGGGGAAGCAAGCUAGAUGCCAGAGAAUAGACAUUUUUUUGGAGUGUUUUCAGCAUGGAUUUCACACCAAAAAACAGAGAGAGCAGCAGCAUGUUUUGUGUCAGAAAAAACUUAAGAAUAGCAGCAGUCAUGGGCAACAUAUGUUUGUCCCUUUUUAUGUUCAGUACUUUGUUUUUCUCUUAAAGUUUGUACUGGGAGCAACUUUGGUUAUCACUGUCUUUGUGUAGUCGCUUUUCCAAGCAAUC